GUGCGAACGUACCACACCACGUCACUCGAGAGAUGUGGCCACCAGAACCGCUCGAAGAUUAGCGCACGCGUCGCAAAGAAGCCUUUGUGGCCUGUGUCAUCGUGCGCAGAUCGCAUAAUGAAGAUUCGACGUGCAGGGGGCACAACCAGUUUAUGUCGUCCAUCGCACAAAUGUCUUGUAUUCGGCGUCGGACAUGUCGCGUGGACGCUGCAAGUUUCCAUGCCAGGCUUGGACCAAGUCGACUCGGUGAUCCGCAAGCAGAUCUGCUGAUGAUCGAGGGACGUCCGUGUAAGACAGAGGGGGCGUUGGAGCGUCAACGACACUCUCUGGUACGUCCAAGGGUGUCUCGUUGAGCAGAGUAGCCACUUGUCGUUGA
Messenger RNA from Mycena citricolor, 376 nucleotides. The record is from the annotation of a GenBank genome assembly. Lineage: Eukaryota; Fungi; Basidiomycota; Agaricomycetes; Agaricales; Mycenaceae.